AUGGAAGCUUCCUUCAUCUUUCCGAUUUGUAUCAUGGCCUCGACGAUGAUGAUUACAGAAGACUUCUCGACAUGCAGUGUUUUGGACGAUGUGGAAUCUGGAGUGCUCUUCCAUCUCAUUUUCUUUACGAUCAGUUAUUUUGGCACGAUUGUGAUGGUGAUUUACAAACGCAUGGCUGGAAAGAGGCAAGAAACGAUACCGCUUUUGGCCGGCACUGGAAUUCCACUCACAGCGACUGGCUUAGCGCUCAUUUGCGCGGCGUAUUAUGUUCAUGUCGGGCAUCAUUGUAGGGAUGAGGAGAAUGGACAGUCGACUAUUUCUGGCCUUCCUCAGAGUAUCAUGGUCCAAAGUCUAGCAAAAGAAGUCAGAGCCGAAAUCAUGCUCCGGAGUCUUUGGCUUGGAUUAGUUCUCGUGCUUUGCGGCGGCGCUUUCCUUGGCUUGCUUGUUUGCAACUGGCCAAAGCCCCUAGCCAAGUGUUACGACCAUCUUUAUUUUUCAAGCAAAAAAUCAAAAGGAUGCGAAAAUUUACUCAACCUUCAAAAUUGCUGCUCAAGACACAUAACCGACAAAGAUCUUCUUUCCUACACAAAGUUCUGCUUGAAAAAUGAGCUCAUCUACGUCGCCUGGAUUUAUGAUGCCUUCAAAGUCGUUCUUGACAAGACUCAUUUGAGCGAUGCUGAGUACGAACUCGCGAAUCAAAGACUUAGGCUGGAGGAAAUUUGCCCCAACUGUACAACUUGCGAUAGUGAAGAACAGGUCAUGUCUGGGUUCCGAAUUUCAAUGGAAACUACUACGAUCGUCCCCGCUGUCGUCGUCUGCACGCUGGAAGCUCCGGCGGAAGACGUCCAAAGCAAAUACGAUUGCAGCCAGAAAACAACAUGCUGCUCCGGUACACUCGAAGUCAGAGGCGGCGAUGGCGUGGGAAUUCUAGAGUUCUGGGAGAAUGUCUCUCAGUCCUCACCUUUCAUUGAACCAAUUCUUUUGUUCGGUUUAAACUCUUACUCUGUACAUAAAAUGCUGCAUAUUGGACUAGGAGGCUCUUCGGAGUACCGUGUACUAAGGUGUCUUUUGACUUAA
Messenger RNA from Oikopleura dioica, 1077 nucleotides. The record is from the annotation of a GenBank genome assembly. NCBI's taxonomy places the organism in Eukaryota, Metazoa, Chordata, Appendicularia, Copelata, Oikopleuridae.